AUAUGUUUUAAGUUUUAAGAAGUGUGUUUGAAAGUAGAAAUGCUUUUGAAAAUUAUUGGUGUCACCUUUGUAAAAUGGAAAUAAUUUAAAGAACUUACCUUUAAGAAGAAAAUUAAUAGGAGUAUUGCAUCUUAUGCGAAAGUCCAUUAGAAUAGUUGACAUAAGAUAUUAAUGAAACAGAAUUACGUUCUUUUGAGAUUUAUGUAUCCCCAGAAGCAUAGUAAUAAAGAACAUUAUCAAAUUGGACAUAGAGCUUAAGUGAUAUUUCUGAAUUUCUAAAUUUUCUAGCACUUUUAACAGAGAAUUUAAUUUUCUUAGAAGAACAAUAGUAAGGAGCAACAGAAUAAUAAAUAAAUAGUUUAAGAGAACAUGUUGUUAACAUAGAAGAUUAAUAAUAAACAUGUUAUAUUUGUUAAGAAGAUUUUUAAAAUGAUGAAUUGGAAUUAGAAAUGAGUUGCUCUCAUAAUUUUCACAAAGAUUGCUUAACAUAAUGGUUAAAGAUAAAUAAUUCUUGUCCAGUAUGUAGAGCAAAAAUAAAUUGA
Messenger RNA from Paramecium sonneborni, 542 nucleotides. NCBI's taxonomy places the organism in Eukaryota, Ciliophora, Oligohymenophorea, Peniculida, Parameciidae. The record is from the annotation of a GenBank genome assembly.